This is a messenger RNA of Heterostelium album PN500, 1011 nucleotides long. Its product is annotated as reduced folate carrier family protein. Gene Ontology annotation, cellular component: plasma membrane. Lineage: Eukaryota; Evosea; Eumycetozoa; Acytosteliales; Acytosteliaceae. The coding region runs from base 1 to 1011 and encodes 336 amino acids. The record is from RefSeq and is a predicted model, not a curated record. Gene Ontology annotation, biological process: transmembrane transport; vitamin transport. Gene Ontology annotation, molecular function: vitamin transmembrane transporter activity. The transcript is spliced from 4 exons.
AUGAUUGCAAAAGGUGCAACUACAGCUAUACUUUUAUCGACCAACAAUAUUGGAUGGCUAAUAGUUGAACAACUGACUGAUGGAAUGUCGUUUGCUGCGUACAUUGUAUUCCUGGCGUUCAUCUACUUUAGCUUGGAUCCCGAUGAGUAUCAAAAGAUGGCGUGUCGUGUCAAUGUUGGAUAUCUCGUCGGUGUUGUCUCCUCCGGUUUGCUAGGACAGCUCCUGGUGAGCAGAGUCUCACUGGUAACACUUCUCUGUAUGGCACUGGGCACCAACAUCGCUGCGCUACUCGUUGCAUUCGUAUUUCACAAUCAUCGUGCAACCACAAGAUUCGCACUUAAAGCAUUCAUCCGUGACUUUGGUAAUGCCUAUCGUGAUACCGACAUCAUUCGAUGGUACAUUUGGAGCGGUGUUGCCAUCUCCAUUCAUCAAAUCGUUCUUACCUAUUGGCAAUCAUUAUUCUUGGCAACCAAUAAUGAACAACAAUGGAAUGGAUAUAUUUCAUCGGGUGCAUACUUUUUCGCUGCAUUUGUAGCGAUUAUACCUGCAAGACUUGGAAAUUCAAUUAAUAAUAUAAAGAAUUAUAUAUUGAUUGGAUUUGGAUUGUUAGGUGGCAGUCUGCUGAUUAUUAUGGGUUUAGGUACCAAUAUCUAUCUUAGUACAAUUAGCUUCAUUGUUUAUAACUGUUGCUUUGAAUUCAUGUCACCAAUUGUCAAUGUACAAAUUGCUAAAAAAUUGACAUCACGUGUAGGAUUACUUUUCUCAUUUAAUAUUAUGAUAGCUCUUGCAGUUCAGGUAUUGAUACAAUUCUCUGUGAGCAACAAGAUGUUUAAUCUCGAAAUAACACAUCAAUUCCUAUAUUUUGGUGGAUGUCUUGUGAUGCUCUCUUUUGGAUUUGCAUUACUAUUCCUAAUGCUAUAUCUAUCGAAAACCUAUAAAGAACAUAAACAAUUGGAUUCUUUUAGACAGCAUCUAUUAGAUCAUAAUAAUCAAAUUCAAGAAAUAGCUUGA